AUGGCGACGUUCAAAUCGAUGCAGAAUUUCAAGCCCUAUGACCAUGAGGCCCAACUCAAGAAAUUCGAGACCAAGAAAAUCCCGGACGACGAAGAGGACCUGCCAUACGGCUACUGCUGCUUCUGCAAUUUGUUCGACACGAAUCUGGACAACGUGAUGAACUCGUUGCGGUUGCCGUAUGUAGCUGCCCUGAUUUGGGCGGAUCCUGAAGACGCGGGAGCAAUCCGCGAGGAGAACGCCGCCCUGAAGCUGCAGGUAGAAACGCUGUUGUCUAAAAAUUGGAGGCUGAGGAAUCAAAAGGCCAUGUCGAAAAGAACUAGACGACGAGUCAGAGCUGGCGACAUGGCUAAGGUGCUUAAAGAGCGCGCCUCAACCUCGGCCGAAGUCGACCUGAAACAACAACAAAUCGAUGACCUAAGCGAGCAGCUAUCAACAGUGACGGGCGAACUGGAGUUUUGUCGAAAAAAUGAGCAGGAACGGGAACGUCUGAUGCUAGAGAAGGAGGCGCACGUCACCAGUCUUGAGCAGAUGCAUGCGUUGCAAAAAGGGAAAAACAGGCUGAAAGCUAGCAACAAGGCGAAGAUUCAUAAACUUGGCACUGAGGUGGGUCGCUGGAAGAGUCAUGCAGACGAGCUUCAGGCACAGUGUGCUUCCGCCGUCGAUCUGCUGCUCGAACUGAGAAAUCUGGACUGCGCAAAUUGCCAUCACCCGGUGAUCGAGUCCACGUCGACCAAAUUUGAAGUUAUUGACGGAUUGGUCAAAUUUUUGGCAGUAUACGUGAGAAGAAAGGCCGAACGCGCCGAAUAUCAAGCCGACGACCCUGACCUACAGUCAGCUACAAGCCGCCGGCAGAUACGAUUCAAACGGGCAAUCGGAGAGGAAUACUCGGAAGGACCUGGCGAAUGGGCCGAAACGCCGUAUGACGCAGACGGCUUUGAGCUAAAUAUGUGUCUGACCCUGGAAGACCCGACACCCGGAGAA
Molecule: messenger RNA, 981 nt
Organism: Mesorhabditis spiculigera
Lineage: Eukaryota; Metazoa; Nematoda; Chromadorea; Rhabditida; Rhabditidae
Source: the annotation of a GenBank genome assembly